This is a messenger RNA of Thrips palmi, 938 nucleotides long. RefSeq names its product glutathione S-transferase 1-like. The record is from RefSeq and is a predicted model, not a curated record. The transcript has 6 exons. Gene Ontology annotation, biological process: glutathione metabolic process. The coding region runs from base 161 to 808 and encodes 215 amino acids. Gene Ontology annotation, molecular function: glutathione transferase activity. NCBI's taxonomy places the organism in Eukaryota, Metazoa, Arthropoda, Insecta, Thysanoptera, Thripidae.
CGUGACUGUCGGCCGGUCUCCUUAGUCAACUGCUGGUCGUCGACCAGGUGCACACGUAUCAAGUAAAAUGCGGCAUAGUGAAAAAGAAACAUAAUCUAAGAUUAAUUUUGGACAAACGAACGUGGCUUCCAUAUAUUUACUACUGUCGUGUUCUCUCACCAUGGUCCUCACUCUGUACGGCGUGGAGCCCAGCCCACAGGUCCGUGCGGUACGCAUGGCAUGCAAGGCCAUGGAAAUCAAGUACGUCUUUAAAGCCGUUGAUAUAGUGAGCGGUGACCUAAAGACGCCGGAAAUGAUGAAGAUGAAUCCAGAAGGCAACGUUCCAUUUAUCGUGGAUGAAGAUUACGUUCUUUGCGACAGCCACGCCAUCGUCACGUACCUUGCUGAUAAGUUUGGUAACGACAGGUGGUACCCAAAGGAUAUUAAGCAGAGGAAAAACAUCCAGCAACUACUUCAAUUCAACAACACGAUGCUUAACAUGAGGCUCAAAGACAUAAUGGCACCUUUGGUACAUGAAAACGUUCUCGUGAUACCACCAGAGAAGAUGCGUGGGCUGCAGGAGAGUUUGACCUUAAUGGAGUCCCUCAUCCACGACGAAGGCUGGCUUGCCGGCAGUCACCCCACCAUCGCAGACUGCUGCUGUGCUGCGAACGUCUCCUGUUGCGUAGGUAUAUUUCCGGAACUGAAAAUGCCUCCAAAGGUUGCUUCCUGGCUGUGGCGAUGCGCAAAGGAACUCCCAGGCUACGACGAGCUCAGCACCUUCAACAUCAAAGAAAUACUUGCCGAAGUUGCUCAAAGAAUGGGUUAAAAAUAUGGGUGGCUGAAUUUUAAUUUUUUGGCUCGUGUACAAAUGGUCGUUGACACAGUGUGCGGAGGGCUAAUUGUGAUUUGUAAAUUGAGUAUUAAAUAAAUGUUUACUUUUAUGAGAUUUUGACAUA